Messenger RNA from Symbiodinium natans, 852 nucleotides. The record is from the annotation of a GenBank genome assembly. Lineage: Eukaryota; Dinophyceae; Suessiales; Symbiodiniaceae.
AUGUUUGCGAACAGCCUUUGGCAGGCACAGAAACUACUUCAUGGAUCCCAGAGCCACAUCAUGCUACCGCUGAGCCUUGUGGUGACGGCAUCAGUGCUGGUCCUCUACAAGCACUGGAAGGACGACCAGGGAGGUGAUCCAACCAAGACCUUCCUUGCUUUGAUUGUGGUGCAGAUGUUGCCGCUGGUCUUCUUGGAGAAGAAGAUCUUGUCUUGCCCGGAUCCGGUGAGCAUGCUCUCCCGGUUCGGAAGCAAGGUGCUCUUGAUGCACGGCUGCUUUCUGGCCCUACGCAUCUGCACGUGGCCCCUGCUUGAGGUGGGCAUUGGGGUGUGCAACUUGAUCGGCUUCGCGGCCGUGUGCGCGGCAUUAUUCUUUGGCUUUGGGUUCCAAGCGUCCAUGCUGCUGCAGCAGAUGGACUUGUUGGGGCUUGUCGCUCUUGGGAUCGGCGGGGCCUUCCUCACGGAGGUCGUGGACUUUCACAAUCACCAGAGCCUGCUGGAAGGCACCAUCUUCACCUCGGCGAACUACAUCGAAAUUCUGGCCUUUGUGCCGGCCGUCUGGAUGGUUCAUCAGACGGCAAAGAAAGCGGAGGACUGGAGCAGCAUCAGCGGGGCAACCCGCGAGAAGCAGGCAACUGCUUUCUUCGCGUUCCUGGUUUGCUUCUACAUCUUGGAGGACUUGAUCUCUGCCUACCGCCUCAUCAACGUUGAACCGAUGGGAGCUGUGGGCCACAUUGUGCACUUCCUGCUGCUCUCCGACUUUGCCUGCUUCUUGCUGGCCCACAUCUACAAUCCAGACAAGCUGUCCGGAGGUCUGCUGCGGUGGUGGGGGCCAGAGCAGCACUGGGUGUGA